Molecule: messenger RNA, 216 nt
Organism: Sphaeroforma arctica JP610
Lineage: Eukaryota; Ichthyosporea; Ichthyophonida
Product: tRNA pseudouridine synthase D
Exons: 1
Biological process (GO): pseudouridine synthesis
Cellular component (GO): nucleus
Molecular function (GO): pseudouridine synthase activity; RNA binding
Source: RefSeq, a predicted model, not a curated record
GGUAUUGAACGGAAAACACGCACACUGUACGUACACUCGGUGCAAAGCUACGUCUGGAACAAGGCCGUGACCAAGCGACAGGCGCUGUAUGGCGACCAGGUGGUUGAGGGUGAUCUGGUUAACGUGCCUGAAGGCGAGGGCGAUGAAGGAAGCAAGGUGCUAGUACACCAGCACGACAGCAAACGGGUAGGUAGGGCAUGGGGGUUAGGUAGCUGA